Anolis sagrei ordinatus is the source of this 7753-nucleotide messenger RNA. RefSeq names its product nuclear prelamin A recognition factor (gene NARF). Gene Ontology annotation, cellular component: lamin filament. The record is from RefSeq and is a predicted model, not a curated record. Lineage: Eukaryota; Metazoa; Chordata; Lepidosauria; Squamata; Anolidae. Gene Ontology annotation, molecular function: lamin binding.
UUUCUCUCUUUCUCUCUCCUUCCCUCUCUCACCAUCUCUUUCUCCUUCUUUCUCUCCCCUCUCCUUAUCCCCCUCUCUCCUCCUUCAUUUUCUUUCCCUUCCUCCUUCCCCUUCCUCUCUAUCCUCUCUCCUCCCCUCCUUCCUUCUCCUUUCUCUCUCCCUCCCUCCUUCCCCUCCCUCUCCCACCAUCUCUUUCUCUCCCCUCUCCUUUUCUCUCUCUUGCCUUCUCUCUCUCCAUCUCUCCCCAUCUCCUGCUUUUCCUUCCUCUCCUUAUCCCCCCUCUCUCCUUGUCCUUCCUUCCCUUCCUCUUUCCUAUCUCUCUUCCCCUCCUUCCUUCCCUUUACUCUCACCAUCUUCUUCCUCUCCCCCUCUCCUUCUUUUCCUUCCUCUCCCCAUCCUUCUCUUUCCUUCCUUCUCUCUUUAUCCUUCUCUUUCCCUUCUUCUCCUUCCUGCCUGUCUUCCUCUCCAUUCCCCAGUCUUUCCCAGCCUCCCUGCCUCUUUCCUUCUCUGCGCCUCUCUUUUCCUGCCGCUUGGGGGCGCUGUUUCCUUCCCUUCCCUUCCGCGCUGGGGCUGGAGCGGGACUACGUGACGGAGACCAGGUCCACAAUGAACGCCGGCAGGCGGCGGGGGAGGAGGGAGGACACACAAAGCGAGCCCCAAAAAUAGGAGGGGGGAGGGGGAAAGAAAGAAAGGGCGAUCCAGGUCCCUUUCCAGGCGCAGGCUCGGCCUCCCCCCUGCCUGCCUGCCUGCCUGCCUCCCAGGGAUGCCGUGCGGGACUUAAGGGAUUUGACGCAGCCAGGCAGGUGAAGAGAAGGAGUUGCUUUGGCUUCUCCAACAAGAAUACAACAAGAAGAGAAGACUCUGCACCAGAUACAACAAAAACCACUUGAGCAGCAUUAAUAUAACACCAAAGAAAAUAAACAUAAGACCUACAAAUGAAGUGUGACAAUUGCACCAAAAAGGAAUGUAAUAAAAAACAGAAAAAUGGGGACCGACAAAAUGCACCAGUUGAUGUACUCAGUUCGAAUGAGGAAAAUGCAGAGCCAAGCGAAUUCCAUAAAUUGGCUAAUGCUAAAAUAUUCCUGAGUGACUGCCUAGCUUGUGACAAUUGUGUAACAUCAGAUGAGGCUGCCAGAGUUUUCCAGCAGAAUCAGAAGGAGUUCUUCCAUGUAUUGAAUCUUAAUAAGAAAUGUGAUACCUCAAAACACAAAGUGUUGGCAGUGUCUAUAUGUCCUCAGUCCUUGCCUUAUUUUGCUGCUAAAUUCAACCUCUGUGUAACAGAAGCAGCCAAGAGACUUUGUGGUUUCCUCAAAUGUCUGGGUGUGCAUUAUGUGUUUGACACCACUAUAGCUGCUGAUUUUAGUAUUUUGGAGAGCCAGAAGGAAUUUGUGCAACGCUAUCGCCAUCAAAAUCAAGAAGAACAUGCCUUACCAAUGUUUGCUUCAGCUUGUCCAGGCUGGAUCCAGUAUGCUGAAAGAGUCCUCUCCAGCCUCGUAACUCCACACAUUUGCACUGCAAAGUCACCACAGCAGAUCAUGGGUUCCCUCAUAAAGGGUUACUUUGCCAGGCAGCAGAAUCUUUCCCCUGAUAAAAUCUUCCACAUAAUUGUGGCGCCUUGCUAUGACAAGAAGCUGGAAGCUUUACGAGAGGAUGUUUAUGCCCCUUUGUAUCAUUCACAAGAUAUUGAUUGUGUUUUAACCUCUGGUGAAGUCUUCCAAGUCAUGGAGCAGACAAAAGUAUCCUUGAAAGAAGCAGCUGAAGUGCCCUUUGAUACUUUAUUUGGUGGGAUAAAUGAGAGUGAUUUAAUGCGGCAUGAUGGAAGAAGGUCAGAUGGUUACCUGGAGCACAUAUUUAAACACGCUGCCAAGGAACUGUUUGAUACUGAAGUGAAGGAACUCACGUACAAAGUAUUGAAAAACAAAGAUUUUCAGGAGGUCACACUAGAAAAGGAUGGUGAGACGGUGUUGCGCUUUGCUGCAGCUUAUGGCUUUCGAAAUAUCCAAAACAUGGUCCUGAAGUUGAAAAAGGGAAAGUGUUCCUACCAUUUUGUAGAAGUUUUAGCCUGCCCUGGAGGGUGCUUAAAUGGAAAAGGUCAGGCUCAGACUGAAGAUGGAAAACCAGACAAGGCUCUUCUCAAGCAAAUGGAGGAAGUGUAUGCUGCAGUUCCUGUCCAACUUCCAGAAACCAAUGGUCAUGUGCAGAAACUUUACCAGGAAUGGUUGGAAGGAAUGGACUCUGUGAAAGUCCAGCAGUCGCUGCAUACAAAGUAUAGCUCAGAAAAACCAGUUGCUAACAGCUUGGAUAUCAAGUGGUGACCACUCAACCACUAGACUUGCACUAGGUUUGUUGUACAUGCAGCACUGGCAACUAUUCUAUGCAAGAGACUGGGGCAUCGACACAAUGUGUGAAAAAAACUGGAACUGUCUUUCUUCUCCAUUUGAACUGUGUAAAGUCAGAUUGUUUUAUUGUAUAUUUGGACCAUAUCUAUUUAAGCAGAGCCCAACAGUGUAUGUAUCUGAGGGGCACCGAGCUUCUAGACUUCCAAGAUGAAGCAUCAUAACAAGAUCAGAGCAUGCUGGAAUGUGCUUUGAUCUCAGUCACAUAAGUAGAUAAGUUGGUUUGCCAAGAAUCCAGUGUCAUGGAUUUCACUGGUCUUAAAAAGGAAUUUUGCUAAAUUGACAGUUCAUCCAAGACUUUGUAUAAUUGCCAAACAAUAUAAGAUACCAAAAUAAGAUAAAGCAAACUUCAGUAAUAUAAGUAAGUUCCUACCAUAGCACACCACUACCACUUUAUUGCAUUAAGAGGAUACUCUCAGAUUGAAUUGAGCAACAAGAAAAACUAGGAACUCUGCCACCUGCUGGUAGUGAAUUUUUAUUGACUUUAAUAUCAUUUGUUUUCCUCUUUUGGGAAAGUAGGGAAAGUGUCCUGUUCUCUCCUUCCAUUUUUAGCCUGUUGGUCUUUCCCAGGGAAUACUGAGAUCCUAACCUUUCAGUGAGAUUAAGACAUAUUGUUGGACAUUCUCAGCCAAGUUCAAGACAGAUACUUUCCACAUCUUCAGUAUCUUGGUUUUCAGGCAAUCCGAGUAAAGUAAAUAAUCAGAACGAUGGAAAGAUAACAUAACUGCAGAUGCAAAAUGGGAUUAUUGGGCAAAAGUUUCAGGAAUGGGCAAGUUGAAGGUAAUGAAGCUGGAGAUAAAAGUUAUCAGAUACAGAGGCCACUGGCCUGAAACCAGAAUACCCAAAACUGCAGAAAUGAAACAGAAGUUAAUGUGUGUAUGAGUGUGUGUGCAUGUGCCUUCAAGCCACCUCUCAAUUUGUAGUGACCCCCACAAACUUCAUGGGCUUUUCUUAGGCAAGGAAUCCUCAAGAUGUAGUUUGCCAUUUCCUUCCUCUGAACUAUAAACUGGUUUCUCAUCCAAGUGCAAAACAGGGCCACUCUUGAUUAGCUUCCAAGAUCAGACAAGAUCUGUUGUCUUUAAGUUUUUUGGGCUCCAGAAAGUAAUAGUGUUAUUGUGUGCCUUCAGGUUGUUUCUGUCUUUUGGCUACCCUGAGGUUAACUUACUAUGGUUUGUUUGUCCUGUUUUAUUUUUUACAAGAUUUCAACAUGAGGAGCUUUGCCUUUGUCUUUCUCUGGGGCCAAGAGAGAGUGUGACUUGCCUAAUGUUGUUCAGUUCCAUGACCCAGUGAGGAUUUGAUCCUGUUCUCGAGAGUUAUACACUCAAACCACUACACCAUGCUCUCUCCGAAGUUAAUGUUCCCUACUGUUAAUAUACUUCACAGUACUCUUACCUGCUUAAUGGCGAAGUCCUGUGUGAUUUUUUUAAGGUUAUGUCUACUUCUGUUGGCUUUAAAUCCACACAUGUAUUUUAAGUCCUUGGAGAGUUUAUUGUACUUGAAUCUUGUCAGCACAUUCCUGAACUCAGUGGCAUUUAGUGAGCAGAUAUGCCUAGGACUGCAUGAUAAGUUACAAAAAGUAAAGCACUAAGCUAACAUACAAGCUCCCAUUUGUGACAUUAGUACAUGGAUAAAAGUACAGUGUAUGCUCACUGAAAUGAGUGGAAAUUGUAGACCAGCAGUAUAUGAUGGACUGUACCCUCUUAAUGUGAUUUUAAGCAGUUUUUUUGCAUUGGGUUGCAGAGUUGGAAAAUAUUCCCAAAGAUUCUCUUCACUUGUUUUUAAUUUGUCCAGUCUUGUCCCUUAAAAAUAUUUUGGAGCAGCACUUUAGCCUCUCCCCUAGCUUCUCUUUUGUGUGCUUUUCUGCCCUUAGCAAAAAAUAUGAGUAAUCUUUGUUGUGAUUUUACCAUGGCAUUCACACAUUCUUCCAGCAUUUGUAAGUGUCUGCCAUAUUAAAAAAAGGAUCUUAAGGCUGUCGUAUUUACACUGUAAGAUUUGAAACCUCAUUAUUGGUGCUUCAUUUCAUUUCAAGUGUCUUCAGUUCUUAGGCAGAUUCUCAUGGCAAUAGAAGCAAUUUCCAUAUGCAGUGAAGCUUUUUGCUCAGAAACAAUUUAGUACAAGGUGAUAUAGGAAACAAAAUUACAUUUGACAUGACAUUUGACAUGGGGACAUUUGAGUAGCAUGUCUUUAAGCAGUAUAGCCAAGGUAUAUUUAAAGGUUCACAAAAUUCAGGUUAGGCGUAUAACACUUCUUUAACAUAAACUUUGGUCCCAAAGUUAGAAAUAAUAUGGAAAGAAUAGGGAUAGGAUCCUACACUCUAAAAAAGAAGAGUAGUUCAAGAAGGUUUACCAAAACAGUAUGCACAUAUAAAAUUAAACAUGAUACGAAACGUUUGGAUAAGUAAACAAAAAUAUUUUGUACCUUCUAAAGACUAGUUGAAAGCAUCUUCUAAAAUGCAUCCAGAUUUCUUCCCCUUUCAGCAGUCUCAGCUUUUAUUUGAAUUUCCACUUUAGUGCCCAAAUGUAAUGAUGUUGUAUUUUCAAGUCACUUCUGACUUACGGAGACCCUAGGCCAGGCAUGGGCAAACUUUGGUCCUCCAGGUGUUUUGGAAUUCAACUCCCACAAUUCUUAAAAGCUGGUAGACUGUUAGGAAUUGUGGGAGUUGAAGUUCAAAACACCUUGAAGACCGAAGUUUGCCCAUACCUUCCCUAGACCAAGGGGUUUUUGGCACGAUUUUUUCAGAUGAGAUUUGCCUUUGCCUUCUUUGAGGCUGAGAGCAUGGGUCUUGCCCAAGGUGACCCAUGGCUGAGUCUCCAGAGUUGUAGUUCAAUGUUCAAGCUGCUACAUCAUGCUUUUUAAACAUACUUUGUGGGGUGGGGAUAGUCUUGAAGCUAAUUGCCCUUUUCUGUCUAUUUUGGUUUUCACAUAAGGCCAGUAAGGGAUGCUAGAGGAAGCUGCUGUCAUUUUGCCUGCUGUAGGCAAACACGCACAACUAGAGAAAGAUCAGCUGAGGAGUAUCUUGCUCAUCCAAGCUUUACUGUUAUCUUUACUGUAGAUGCAACUGUUCCAAACCAGCAAUUGAAGGUCUGUGUUUCUCCAGUUCUUCAUCCCUCUCCCAAUGCAAACAGAGGGGUGAGCAGAAAAAGACUUUGUAAAAAGGGCUUCUUUGUCAGAGGCUUUGUUAACUGAGGUAUUCCUGUAUAUAUUUUGCUUUGCUGUCUUAGUAAAAGAAAAGAGAGAAAAAGAUCAUUUAAGACAGGUACACAAACAAUACAUCCUAGUGCCAGGAAAAGCACUCAUAGUAGCUGUGGUAGUCCUGGACUUGCAUGUGUAUAAAAUCAAAAGGGUGUCUCUGCGUGGCACUUUGUUUCAAUACUCCUGGUUCUUAACCAUUUUUGUAACAUCUCACAUUGGUGCCUUCUGACCCUCAGUAGGAUAAGGCAGCCCUCUCUAACCUGCUUUAGCCUUCUGUUGACCAUGCGGGCUGGAGAUCAUGGGAGUUGUAUAUCAACAUACUUAGAAAACCCUAACCUUACCACAGUGUGUUGAAAUGUGUUGGCUCAAUUAUAUUCAUGUUUGUCCUGAGUGUGUCCUGAAGGGGAAGGAGAUAUACUGGGUUUUUGUAGGAGUGUUUUCCAUAUUUCCACCUGUACAAAAGUUGCAAGAGACACUUCCAUAUGAACGUACCCAGAGAGGUCUACAUUCCUAUGGUAAAAGAAAAGGGAUGUGCAAUCCCUGAUAACUUUGGUAUGAUGGUAAUCUGAUUUUUUCUGUAUUCAUGAUUCAGAUGUGUGUCCCUCAUAUAAAGGGAGAAAUGGAGGACACCUUGUCUUAAAUGCUGUAUCUUAUUUUGCAGCCAAUUUUGUAUAUAGGAAUUCACUAUAUGUGGAAGAGUAUCUGUAUAUAUAUAGGUCCUUGGUACAAAUCUGGAAUUUAGCUUUGCGAACUUAGCCUUCAAAGCAUUUCACCAGGACAAGUCCCAAGAGAUUGUACUGCCUGCCAUUUGCUGUAUCAAAAUGAAAGCUUCCAUUGUAUCAAAAAGCUGCAUCUGUGUUCUCAAGUGACCAAGGUUAAAACCUGAUGUUAUUGUACUGUACCAAGAACAGGGGAGCGAGAAGCAAAGUCACAAAAUUGUGCAGUUCUCUUUCCAAGAGAUAUAAAACUGGACAAGCUGAACAAAAAUUCAACUCAUUGGAACCAUUACAUUUAGAGUGGCUGGCCCUGGAUUUUGUGCAGAUAUGCAUAACUUGGAAUUAUCUGUAGAUCAGACAAGAAGGAGUAUCAUGCCUUCAGGAAAUUCUGGCUUGGAACUCUAAUUAAACAGCUCCUGUGUUUGCCCCUCUGGUGAAGCUAUUUAAAUGAAAAAUAAACUAAGCCACUGCUUUGCGCAUUCCAUAAUCUCAUAAAAUUCAAAAGGGCUUUCUGCAUCCCUUUCCCUUAUAGAGUAUUCAGGAACCCGCAGAACAUGCUAACACAUUGGAGCAACAUAUUACAGAUUCAAAAUAUUCCUUGUUCUUCAUAAAUUAAUAGUAUCUUCAGUUAGGAUCCAGCUCUCAUGAAAAGUCUAGACUAGGUGGCAUCUCAAAACACCUGAAAUCCAUACUACAGACCUGCUCUUGAUAGCAUGAAAAUUCAUUCAAACAGGGCAAAACUGCACACGCACACAAUUUUACAAUUUUUCUAUACAUGGACUCGUAAGAUAUAAGGCAUGUUAACUAUAUUAGAUCUGUUACAUAUAUCAAGACAAGGUUUCACAGAGCGACACAGCAAUGCAUUCCCACUUACACAGAAAUAAUGAAUUUCUGCUUACACAAUUGGCAAAUGAAUUGUUCAUUUAAAAGACAAAUUGUCUUGAAUUUACUUAUGUAACACCAAGAUGCAUCAAGGUAAAAUGAGACUGAACCAAAAUCACUAGAAUGUAGUUCCUUUUGUGAUUGCACACACAGCACUUGAUAUUGAGAUGGUGCGAGUAAAAGCCAAUAAGAGUGUGAUCCAUUAACGACAACUGUGAAUUGUUAUAAACAUUUGUGCAGAACAUGGACAUUAAACUGUCCACUAGGUUCUUUUCCCCCAGGAAAUCCAUUGUCUUGCGCUUGGUGUAAAUUCUUUGCAUCUUGUUACUGGGAUCAGCAAAGCUUAGGAGGUGGAGCAGAAAAUGUGUCUGGGGAAAUCUAGCUUUCAAUGUUUUUGUUUUUUUCAUCUGAAUGAUGUAUGAAAUGCUUCAUUUUUUAAUAGACUGGAAUGCGAAAAAGUCUAUGUGUAUGUACAGAUGUACAUGUGCUUUAAAGAUUUUUUUCCUCCUUUUUUAGGAGUUUGAAAAGAUUAAAACAGAUGAGAAGUCUUCCUGCACAGUCAUAAAA